GAGAGGGCGGGGCUGGUUAGGUUGCACACGAAACACCCAGCUACGCUGGCUAGAGAUCAUGGCUCUGCAAACACAGUACAGUCGCAGCAGGAGUGCCAGAAAUCGCAGUACCGGCAACCAGAAGAAAGGUAGCGGUACCGACUUGCACGAGAUGUCCCGGAACAAGACGAGCGUCACUGAGUUUGCGGCUGAGCAUUCCCUCCGAGCCAAGUCGGAGGUAGGCGUGGAGCAGGCGAGACGAGAGGCGAAGGGUGACGGGAGGAAACAGGCCUGGGCUCCACCGAAGAGGCAGGGUCUGAGCAGUAACUCGGCCAGGUCCCAGCGAGACCCUUUGCGGACUCUGCCACCACACCCCAGUAGUGGAGCCUCUUCCUCAGGAACCAAGUCCAGAGGUGCUGUCCAUCUAGAGCAACUGGACAAGCUGAGGGAAAUCUUUGACGAAGCUACCAGAAGCGGAGAUGGAAAAUUGGACGAAGAAGAAUUCCUGAGAGCCUGUAGGAAUGUCUUUGGAGAAGAGGCUAUGUCAACAACACACGAGGAACAGAUGAGGACCGUUUUCAAGAAGAUUGACAACCUUUCUAAUGACACCAUCAGCUGGGAUGACUUUUGCUCCUUUCUCUACCUGGAGUACCAUGAGAGAGACAGUGCUGAAGCAAGAGCCAAGAAGGUGGAUUUCCAUACCCCGGCAAUAAUAACGAAGGGGAGCCCCCAUCAUGGUUCAGUGUGUGCUGUGCAGCAUACCAGUGAUGGAGGUCUGGUCACAUGUAGUGAGGAAGGAACAGUGUGCUUCUGGUCACAAGAGCUUGAACUAAAACGAACCAAACCACUGACUGAAAUUGAUGUGAAGCAGAGAGAAAAACCCAAGUGGAUAUCAGACAUGGUUCUCUCUCUCCCACACAAGAAGAUAAUCCUAGCUACAGGAGACUGUGAGCUGCAGUUCUUUGAGAUGGUCAACUUUGAACCCUAUUGCCAGCUCAGCAGACUGGAGUCAAUUCCUCUUAAAAUUGUUUGUUGGCAUGAUCCAGAAGAUGAAGUGAAGACGGUGAUACUCCUUGGUGAUAAAGAUGGUGCCGUGACUGUCAUGAUAACAGACAACAUUCUGAAUGCUUUCACGGAUUGGAAAUCUGGUCCAAAGCUGGAAGGCCUGCCAACCUACUCCCUGUACAAGUUACUAUCUAACAGUGAGAGUGGAGUCAAGUGCUACAGGUGGAAACUUCACUCCAGCUGGGUGACUGAACUGCACUACUUCCCCAAGCUGCUGAUGUUUGGCUCCUGCUCUCUAGACCCUUCAGCCAGUUUUGUACUGGGUGUCCUCUCACCAAGUACAGAGGUGGACUCAUAUCUCCGGCAGACGUCGAGUGCCACCAGAGGAGCCAAGAGGAGUUUGCUGCCUGCUAGAAGGUUCAUGUCAUGUGACCAGAGGGUGUUCAGGAUGGCCAAGGGAGUCUCGUCGGCCGACUACUGCUCCAGACACAACGUCCUGGUGACUGGUAGUGCUGACAGAUUUGUCCGAGUGUGGAACCCCUUUAUGACCUCGAAGCCAGUUGGUACACUGGAGGGACACACUGCUCCAGUCUUCUUUGUAAAGGCUGACUCAGCAAACAGCCGACUCUUUAGCAUUGGGAACGACAACACCAUAAUGGUCUGGGACAUUCUUGAAUUCACUUGCCUCAAUUCUGUGUUUCCAAGUGUACACAAAUUCUCAGUUCCAACCCAAGCUGCUCACUACAAUGACGUUGGCCAGGAGGUGGUACUGGCAACAGAUGAGGUGGGUGUGAUCAAGCUGGUCCAGCCAGUGGGAGUGAGACAGGACAUGGUACAGACCCACCUCAGCCCCGUGGCCGGAGUGGCCUUCUCUCCCUGCUUCAACCACCUCAUUACUGCCUCCAGAGAUGGGGUGGUUAAAGUAUGGGCUAUGGAGACUGGUAAGAAGGAAUUUGAGUUCUCAGUUGGCAGAUGUGGUGUGAGUGCAAUGGCAGUGGAUAAGACUGGGAAAAGGAUUGUGACUGGUAGUUCAAAUGGGCAGCUGAAGUGUGGAGCUAUAACAGCGGAGAGUGCCUCAAGACACUCGACAAAGAGAACCGGAAAGAGGUGGCCAGGGCAAGAUUUGUCUCUGUCAAUCAGUGCAAGUAUAUUGUUGCUGCUGGUUGGGACAAGAAAUUCACAAUUUUUCCUGAUGUGGUGGAUACAAUUCAGGAGGUAUAUAAACCAAUGAGAGCUGGGAGCACUACUUCGGAUUAUGUACACGAAACAGACAUUCUUGCUCUUGCAUAUGGUGCACCACAUUUUCUGGCAACAGCAAGCUUCUGUGGGAAGAUUGUGGUGUGGAGUCUGAUAUCGUUUGGCGUCUUCAAUGAGCUAAAGGCAGAAUACCCCACAUCUGCCAGGCAUCCUCCAUCUGAAUUGGAAGGGGAUAAGGCAGUGCAGGAUUUAGUGUUCCUGGAGCAGAGAACUAAGUCCAAGAACUCAGCCAGUCUGGUGGCCAGUGGACCUACUGGUUACAUACACUUUUGGAAUAUCUAUGAUGCUUCAAAGCCAAUGGCUUGCUUCCGUGCUGUAAGUUCAGUCAUUGGGCAGAGUUUGCAGAGUUUAAAUAACUAUUCCAUGUGAACAGUAUAGCAAUAAUAAUUAUAUCCCUUUUAGUCAAAAUUCAACUGUGUGACAUCACUGGCGGUCGAUGAGAACAAUAUCUUACUACUUAGUGGGGACAUUGAGGGCUACUUAUCGCUGUGGAAGAUUGAGGGCUACUGUACUGGUAUGAGCACAAAGGUCCCACCGAAACGUGCUGCAGUGUGGAGAGCUCAUGCACAGAGAAUAACGCAGUGAGCUACUUCUCUACUGAGACAAUGAACAAAAGCGACAAAGUUUUCUUCUACUAGACUGCUGCUUGUGGAACAGUGGAACACUGUUAUCAGUGCAUCUGUGGAUACUUCUGUUCGUGUGUGGACACUGGAAGGAAACGUUAUUGGGACAUUUGGCCAGGAGAAACCGUGGACUCUUGGAGUACCGACAACCUACCAACAUCCCCUCAAAUCCAGAGACCUCCUGUUGGCCACAGAGGCUGUGGUGACUCCUUCCCUCCCGUCAUCUGACAGGAGUGGUGCUGAGUCAGGAGGAGGCAGGGAGUCUUCUGGGAAGAAGUCGCAGUCCAGAAAGCUGCGGGCUGCUGUACAUGCAGUACAGGCUGUGUUGACCGUUACGGAAAUGGAGGAUGAAGAGAUAAACGAGGACUUGCUGAAGUCAUAUGGUAUGAGUCUGGGUGUCCAAAGCUCUACUGAACAAAUCCAAGAGAGUAAAGAGUGUGGAAAGUGGCUACGUCACCACAGGACUCAGUCAGCUAGGCCAAGAAAGUCGGCUGGUCAUCAGAAGGUGUACAGACUGCUACCAUACCAGACACUGGACCCCGAGCCUGACUUUCGCAACACCUGGAGACAGCAAUAGCCAUAAUAGUUCUUUGUAUAAAGUGAUUGUGAUAUGUGAUUGAAUUGCAAAUCUUUG
Messenger RNA from Geodia barretti, 3498 nucleotides. The record is from the annotation of a GenBank genome assembly. Lineage: Eukaryota; Metazoa; Porifera; Demospongiae; Tetractinellida; Geodiidae.